Molecule: messenger RNA, 4777 nt
Organism: Cucumis melo (muskmelon)
Lineage: Eukaryota; Viridiplantae; Streptophyta; Magnoliopsida; Cucurbitales; Cucurbitaceae
Product: protein Brevis radix-like 4
Exons: 8
Coding region: 613-1728 (371 amino acids)
Source: RefSeq, a predicted model, not a curated record
UAGUGGUAAGAAUUCCACGUUGUGGCCGUGGAGACCUGGGCUCGAAUCCCAGCAGCCACAAUGUAAAGAAGUUGUUAAUUUUUUCAGUUUUGAUGGGCCAGGCCCAAAUGUGAUGAAAUGGGCUGCUGGGUUUACGCCCAAACUUGAAAUCGCAAAAGAGUCAAAAGACCGCGCAACGGUAACCGGUAUAUAGCCGGUAGCAGGUAAAGGACAAAGCGAAAUCUCACAGUUGGUGAAAUUAAAAAAAAAAAAAAAAAAAAAAAAGGAAAAUUGAAGACACGCCAUAAUUGCAAUUGCCCGGCAACCAACAUUUUGUUUUACACUCAUUUCCGCUUCUUUUCACUUCCCGCCGGAGUAUACGCCAUUUCUUCUCCGAUCACACGGUUUCUUCAGGGAAUCACUGGAGCUUAGUCUAUGGUUGAAUCGAAACAGGAUAGCUGUGGCGUCUUGUUUUCAUCCCCUCAAAACUAAACCUGAACAGUUUGUCCCUAAUUUUUCAGGAGAAAAAGAAGGAUUCAAGAAAGUUUCAUUUGUAUCAGGUUUAGAAAGCGAGUGGCAGCGAUUUGACAUUUAUUUCGCUGGUGGAGAAGUACUGUACUGUAAGAGGUAAAAAUGCUGACAUGCAUAGCUCGUUCUAAGAAACUCGGAGAUGGUUCCUUGAGUCAAAUUGAAGAACCAGACUCCGUCAAUGGACUCGAAAACAAGCAACAAUCUGUCAAAUCUCUGACAGGUCAGCUCAGAGACAUGGCGUUAAAAGCGUCGGGAUCGUAUCGAACUUGCAACCCUUGCGCAGGGCCCAUACCGCAGAGUCGACUGAAGAAUUGCAGCUCACAGUCGGAUGCGGACUCGGAGCGGUUCAAAUGGGCUUAUAAGCGAAGCGGUAGCUUGAGCUCGACGAAAACGAGGACAUGGGGGAAGGAAAUGGAAGCGAGACUGAAGGGCAUUUCAAGCGGAGAAGGAACCCCCAAUUCACUGAGUGGCCGGCGAGUUGACCCAGUUGUGUACGUUGAGGAGAACGAACCAAAGGAGUGGGUGGCCCAGGUGGAACCCGGUGUGUUAAUCACUUUCGUUUCGCUUCCUCGCGGAGGGAAUGAUCUGAAACGGAUACGUUUCAGCCGAGACGUAUUCAAUAAAUGGCAAGCUCAAAGAUGGUGGGCCGAGAACUAUGAUAGAGUUAUGGAACUAUACAAUGUUCAGAGGUUCAACCGGCAAGCUUUUCCUCUUCCAACCCCCCCGAGAUCUGAGGAUGAGAGCUCAAAAAUUGAAUCUGUGGAGAACAGCCCUGUAACACCUCCUCUAACUACAGAACGCUUGCCCCGCAAUCUCUACCGCCCCAUUGGAGCAGGUGUGAGCUAUUCAUCCUCAGAUUCACUUGAAUAUCAGCCAAUGCAGUAUCGCCAGUACCAAGAUUCAGGUCUGACCUCCACUCCUAAACUCUCUAGCAUCAGUGGUGCAAAGACAGAAACAUCUUCCAUCGAUGCAUCCAUGAGAAGCAGUUCAUCAAGGGAUGCAGAUCGUUCAGGAGAACUAUCUAUCAGCAAUGCUAGUGAUCUUGAGUCUGAAUGGGUUGAACAGGACGAGCCAGGUGUUUAUAUUACAAUCAGAGCUUUGCCUGGCGGCAAAAGGGAACUCAGAAGAGUCAGAUUCAGCCGGGAAAAAUUUGGGGAGAUGCAUGCUAGAUUGUGGUGGGAAGAAAAUCGAGCCAGGAUACAUGAGCAAUACUUGUGAGAGUGACGGUGCAAGAAAGUUGGCAUUAGGCGCUUUUCUAAAGUCUGAAAGAAGUGGUACUUUUUCAAAAUUUAUGAUCAUUGCCAUACUAAGUAAAAAGUCUCCCUUAUAGAGAUCUUUCCGGUGCUUUUAGUGUUGGCACCCUGUGAUGUUUGGGGGUAUACAUAUACAUGCGAAACCAAGUCGUGUGUAGGCUUCACAAUAUGUGGAUGUUAGAUUAUUAUUUUUUAAUAACAUUUUUUUUUGUUGUCUUACAUUUUGGUUGAAGAGGCAUUGCCUAUGUAUUGUAGUAUGGUGGGUGUAAAACUUAAAUUCCUCAUGUGUCAAUAUCAAUGGAAGAGAUUAAGAUGUGUAGAGAACACGUGUUAUUUCUAAGCAAUAGAGAUAUAAAUUUAUGGCCACAAACAAGAAUUUUAUUUAUACUAAAGAUGACUAGAGAGGAUAGUUUUAAAGUCACGCCCCUAUUUAGAUUAUUGUAGAAGGACCGGAUCAAUAGAUUCAAAGGGUGUGCAGGAGAAGUCCAAUCCAAGCAAUUGGUUACUGAAUCUUACAAGUUUUGGAAACCUCGAACCUAUUUAUUUGAAUGUUAUAAAAAUUGCCUGCCUAUCUUAUUGAUCUUAAAACUUGGGAGUGUCUUGAAGAGCCGGAAAAGCAUGGCAAGGUCAAGGCAUUUCAGCAAGAAUACGAGGAUGAAUUCUGGGUUUGUAAGUCCGGUUCUUCUUCGGAGUUGUGGUUCGAAUUUCAAACGGCCAUGGGGAGCCCUACAGCUUAGGAAGCUUCAGGAAAGGCUCAUAUUCGACCAAGAACGCUUUGUCAUUGCUUUCGAUAAUCAUAGAAUCCACAAUGGUUUGGCAUAUUAGCAAACAAAUCUUCUUUAGGCAUUGCAGACAGAAAAUUGGAGAGAGAGUUAUUAUAAUUAAGGAUUCUAAAUGAGUAAGAAUAAUAAGAUCAGGCAAAGAUUGGAAGAACUAAAGCGUUUAGUAUUUUGUGUGGUACAGAAGAAUUGUAAUUAGAUACGUAGUCUAGAGAAGCAGAUGGUGAGAUUUGUGAAAGACAAAUGUUAGUGGAGAGUGAAGAGUGUUUCUCAACAACCGACAUAGAAGGAUUCUCAGAAAAUGAGAAAGAUUUUUAUUGCGCAAAAUAGCUCCCAUAUCAUCAUAUGCCGUUGCCAUUCCCUCUGGGGUUGCAUGUAAUGAGUAAUGGAAAGCUGUAGACAGGCUAACUUCACCCUUUGUCUUGGGUAUAGGGUGCAUUUUUGGUCACUCCAUUUUAAGUUUUCUAAUAAUAAAAGGAUGAAGAAAAGAUAUUGAAAAACAGCUCAGGUUUUAAAGUUGUCACACUUGAGAAUAAUGCAUUUAACAGUUAGAAUUUUGCAUCAACGUCUUUCAAAUAGAAAAGUAAAGGAGAGUCUAGUUUGAGCUGGAUAGCUAAACUGGUUUAAUUAUAUCUUCUAUCAAGUGGUUAGAGUUUUAGACCUCCCAACUUUAUAUGUCGUUGCCCUAACAAUGUUGAUGGAUGUGUAGUCCUAAGCUCUAACAUUGUCCCCGUAUCAUAUUUCAUAAUAGAAUGUACUGAGUAAUGGAAAACUAGAAAGGUAGGAAGUUGGACGAACUUUGAAUCUAUAUUGAUUUUACCAUAGUCUUUCUUCCAAGUCUUAAUGAGAGCUUUAGCUAAAGUUUUUCAAAAACUCAAAAGAAGUUUUUGUUUUCCAAUUCUUCGAUCCAUAGAUUGUCAAGAUUGGCUAUAAUAUCCUUGAAGUUAAUAGCCUUCAAAGUUUCAUAGCUUUUAUCCUAUGAUCUUUAGAAAUUCAAGAGUUAUAUUCUUGAGAACUACAGAACUUUGAUCUUCGAUUCUUCUCCUCUUCCAGAACCUUUAUAGUAGAGUUUCUUGACCUUACAUGGGCUUGGGAUUGGGCCUGGCUACUUAUGGGCUUAGAGAUUGACCUUGGGUUUAAGCACAUUCGUUUUACUUGGCCCAAUUUUCUUAAACUUCUGCAAAAUCCUAAUUAACUAACACCUCAACAAAAUUCCAGUAUUAAAUGGGGCAUAUAAACAAAAGUUAAACAAAAUUGUCGUACAGAAUCCUAAUUUGCUAACCUCAGCAAAUUUUAUGCCAUUCGUCCUUGUGUAUCUAAUUAGUGUUAAUUUGAGGAAAUAUAAUAAUAUAGACGUAGGACGGAUAUUGGUAUUUGGUGCAACAUCCUCCGAACCAAUUCCUGGAAAGUAAUUGGGGCAACAAGAUAAUGUUAUCGCCAGUUUCAAGUGCAAAACUUGCCACGUGGAACAGCGGCAACAUGAUAUCUCAAAUAUGGACCUCUCACCCGGUCAAGCUUCCACCACCACCACCACCUCCGUAUUCUAAAAUAAAGUCAGGAACAAGAACAGACACACCUUAACAAAACCAAUAUUCUUCAUCUCUCUCUCUCUCUCAUUUCAGCAUAGAAGAGAGCUGAGUAAAAGGAAAAAACUUCAAUAAAAUUUGACAGAGAAGAGCCCAAGAGAAAACCAAAUGGCUUCAACUUCUGCUAUUUCAAUGCCGAUGCCAAUUACUAAUGCGGCACAGAAGAGAACGAGGAGGGCCGAAGCCUUCGCCAAACCAUUGCCUUUGAGGCCUUCCAACAAGCCAAGUGGCUCCUCAAGCUCCAGCGCCAAGUUCCAAGUGCGGGCUUCUUUGAAGGAGAAGGCUGUUGCUGGACUGGCUGCAACGGCACUCACAGCUUCCAUGGUCCUUCCUGAGGUGGCUGAAGCUGCUGGCCCUGGCGUUAGUCCCUCUCUCAAGAAUUUCUUGCUCAGCAUUGCAGCUGGUGGAGUAGUCGUCACUGCUAUCUUAGGUGCAGUUAUCGGCGUCGCCAAUUUCGAUCCCGUCAAGCGGACCUGAGCUGCGGAGGAUCACAUUCCACCAAUUAUGUUAUCACUUUCCAUUCAUGAUGUUCCAUUCCCCUGUAGUGGUAGUUUCUGUGUUUUGUGUGUAAUAAUCAAUAUGCGGCUCCUGCUGUAAAUUCACCAGAAACUAUGAUAUAUUCAAUAUAAAGUUUCUAUUUGGCUCAAAA